AUGAGGGAUCAUCGAUGGUAUUAUGGCAGGAUAAGCCGGGCGGACGCCGAAUCAAUGCUGAAGAAGCAACCAAAUGACGGCGCGUUUCUAAUUCGUGAGUCUGAAUCUUGCCCUGGUGAUUUCAGUCUUUCCGUCAAAUUUCAGGACGGGGUACAGCACUUCAAAGUGCUACGCGACGGGGUCGGGAAGUACUUUUUAUGGGUAGUAAAGUUCAACAGUUUGAACGAACUUGUCGCAUAUCACAGAAUCGCCUCUGUCAGCCGGACUUCGACCAUUCUGUUGAAGGAUAUCGAACCGGAAACUCGCCUUGUGCAGGCGAUGUUCGACUUUACGCCUCAAGAAGCGGGUGAACUUGAGUUUAAACGCGGCGACAUAAUUACGGUUACGGAUAAAUCAGACGAAAACUGGUGGGAAGGAAUGUUGAAGAACCAAAAAGGGAUGUUUCCUUCAACUUACGUCUGCCCAUACAAUCCUCAGUGA
Soboliphyme baturini is the source of this 480-nucleotide messenger RNA. The record is from the annotation of a GenBank genome assembly. Lineage: Eukaryota; Metazoa; Nematoda; Enoplea; Dioctophymatida; Soboliphymatidae.